AUAAGGAGGAACCAUGCAGCAUCACUGGGACGGAGGUUCUGGCGCAGCUGAGGAAGGAGAGGAUCUGUACACCAGCAAGUAUGGCUGCUAUCGUUGCUCGCUCCCUCCACCACACUGCUCGCCGGGGUGUUCAGCUAACCUCCGUCAGGUUCGCCAAGAUGAUGGCUGAUCCAUUGGAACAUGCUACUGGAUUGGAGAAACAGGAGCUUCUAGCUAAGGCUGCAGGCAAUGAGAAUCCCUUUGAUAUGAGAGUGUACAAGCGUGUAAGUGGUGAUUCAAGUAACCCAACAGUUGUUCCAUCAUUUUAUGAAAGGAGGCUAGUUGGUUGCAUCUGCGAAGAAGACGCUACUUGCAUCAACUGGAUGUGGCUAGAAAAGGGUGAAAAGAAACGAUGUGAGUGUGGUUAUUGGUUCCAACUUAUUGAUGCUAAGCCCAUGGUUUGAAAUUUUCAGUACAUGUAAUUGCUGCAAAGUGUUCUGAGUCUGUAUAAUGUGUGUGUGGAAUACUGUAUCUCAAUUAAAAAUGUUAAUUUAUGAUGCAGUAAAAUACCAUUCCCAUCCCCCGAGAAACUUCUCUUGUACAUAAUUGAACUAUUCUGGCAAUUCCCAGUAAGAAUAAUUACUAAUUUGGCGAUUUUCUGGUUAAUCCAAAAGAUAAUUCCUUUGGGAAUAUUGUAUUUAUAUACAUGUAGAAAAAUAAAUCUAUCUAAUUA
Molecule: messenger RNA, 712 nt
Organism: Cherax quadricarinatus
Lineage: Eukaryota; Metazoa; Arthropoda; Malacostraca; Decapoda; Parastacidae
Product: cytochrome c oxidase subunit 5B, mitochondrial
Biological process (GO): mitochondrial electron transport, cytochrome c to oxygen
Cellular component (GO): mitochondrial envelope
Source: RefSeq, a predicted model, not a curated record